GGCGGGAGUGGUGGGAGCGUGUCGAAGCCGUUGUUGGCGAGCCGAAGGAUGGUGGCCGAGGACAUUGGCGCCAAUCUCCCUCUUGUCCCUGCUCUGACAGAGCUUUGCAUUGGUGCUCUGGUGGCUCACUUUGAUACCCAUCCAUGUCUUGCUCAGCUGCCGCGCAAGUACCAGGACAAGGUCCUGGCUCUCCUUGAUCCCCGCCUCCCGCUCCCGCUCACGGCUCCCAUCAUCGCCCACGAGUCGUACUGGAAGCGUGUCGUCCACGCCCGCCUCGGCCCUGAUGUCGACGUCUCGGAUCAUGGCGGCUCGUGGAAGCGGGCCCUGUUUGAGAUCCUCGUCGCUCGUGCUCUGGCAAAGUGCUCGGGCGAGCCCGGCCCGGAUCUGCUCCGCCUGGUUGCUCUGGGCGCUCCGCACAUCAAGGCGCUCAAGGUCGAGGUGCCUGGCGAUGCCAGCCUCGGCGUCUUGCUCAAGGGCGCGCAUGCGCUGCCGCGGCUGGCGCAGCUGCGGGUCAACUUUGGCGCGGGUGAGCUGGGUAUGGGCUAUGAUGCCAGCUUGCUGCGGGCAUCGACCCCGGCAGUGCGUGCGCUUUCGGGCGCGCUGGUGGCCAACAGCGAGCUUGUGGUUCUCGACGUGGUCAACUCGGGCCUCGACGACGCCAUGACGCGGGUCCUUGUAGCCGGCUUGUUGGAGAACCACUCGGUGACCUCGCUCUCGCUCGCGCACAACAAGAUCGGCGACCGCGGCGCGCGUGCAUUGGCCAAGUACAUCGCCACCUCCAACUCGGUCCUCGCCGAGCUCGAUCUGGAGGACAACGUCAUCGGUGAGGCCGGCGGCGUGGCGCUGGGCCACGCCCUCCACACCAACUCGCCGCUCCUCGAGCUCAACCUCCGCCUCAACCGACUCAGCGACGGCUGCGCGUACGUAUGUGCCGGGCUAGUCAACAACGCGACGUUGACCUCGCUCAAUCUCGCCGCCAACUCGCUCGACACUGUCCAGGGUGUGACGCAGCUGGCCGAGCUCGUCCGCCACAACGAUACCCUCACCGCCCUCGACAUAUCUGCCAACGCCAUCAUGUCCAAGCUCGGCGCCAAGCUUAAGGACGGCAUCGAAUCCAACGAGACGCUCCUCACCAUGGACACUCGAUUCUGCCAGCUCUCGCGCGAGGCCGAGCUUGCCAUCGACAACGUCCUCGCCCACCCCAGCUCGCGGUACGACCGGCAGCGGUUUGUGGGCGUUGGCAUUGUGCCUGACAACCAGGUCGGCCCGUCGAUGCUCUUCCCAUCGGGCAAGUUUACUUUGCAUUCCACCGACGGCAACGUGGUGACGCAGGGCGUGAUGCAGGUCUCGUUUGCCGCCGGGCGGGUCGAAGGCUCGGGGCACGACGUCCAGGGCCCGUUCUCGAUCGACGGCUUCUACUCGGACCGGACGCAGCGGGUUGCCUGGCUUGCGCUGUACGAGACUGGGACUCACGUCGACUACCGUGGGCGGGCGAACCUGCACGCGCCGACGGUCGGCAUUGCCGGGCAAUGGACGAUUGUGUCCGACUACCGCGGCGGGACGACGACUGACGUCUUCCAAGCCUUUUACAUCGACCCCACGGCAAACCCGAUCGGGAUGGGCACGCAAGUCUUUGCGCAGCAACGCGGCGGCGCGGCGGCGAUCCACGGCGAUAUUCCCGGUGUGGUCGUCCACGCUGAGUCGGCGCUGCAGAACCUGCCGGGCUCGAGGCCUGGCUCGCAGUCGGGCUCGCCAGCGGACGAACAGCAGACCCCGCCAAUCGGCCCGCCGCCACCGCCUGGCCCGCCGCGGUCAUCAUCACAGGCAUCCGGCGAAGACUCGGGCUCUGAGGCCGCGGUGCGUCCUCCCAGCUUUCGGCCGGGUCCAGAGCCGGCGGCGCUGGCGCACGAGUCGCGGCGGCAUGUCUCGGCCUCGCGGUCGUCCAUCGAGAUGGACUCGCUUCCGCCUGCAUACUCUGAGCCGCACUCGACGGCCACUGCGCCUGUUCCGCUGACACCCAUGCCCAUGCUUACGCCGCUGGUGGCGACUCGCAUGGUUGUUCCACCGAUUGGCGCGCCUCCAGCGCCGCGCACCCCGACCUCGGGCUCUGGCGGCUCCGGCGGCGACUUUUACCCGCCACCGCUUUUCAAUCCCUCGUCGUCAUCACGCAACGACUCUGCAUGA
Molecule: messenger RNA, 2184 nt
Organism: Thecamonas trahens ATCC 50062
Lineage: Eukaryota; Apusomonadida; Apusomonadidae
Exons: 2
Coding region: 49-2184 (711 amino acids)
Molecular function (GO): protein binding
Source: RefSeq, a predicted model, not a curated record